AUGCAGUGCUACACGGAGCUACUUCCGCCCUCGGGAGUGACCCAUGCUCUCUGCCUGCCAUUCCUUUCAGCAGUGUCCAACAAUUUGAUAGUCGCAAAGACAUCGAUACUCCAAGUGUUUUCUCUAAUCAAUGUUGCCUACGGGACUACUUCAUCUUCCGGCACUGAUGACAAAAGUCGAGUUGAGAGACAGCAAUUUACAAAAUUGGUCUUAAUUGCUGAAUACGACCUUUCUGGAACAGUAACAGGAUUGGGCCGAGUCAAAAUACUCGACUCAAAAAGCGGAGGAGAGGCAUUAUUGGUAGCCACUCGAAGCGCGAAACUUAGCCUUGUUCAAUGGGACCAUGAGAAACAUGGAAUAUCGACCAUUUCCAUCCAUUACUACGAAAGAGAAGAUCUGCAUAGCAAUCCGUGGACCCCAGAUUUAAAGCUUUGCCCCAGUCUUUUGGCUGUUGACCCCAGUAGCAGAUGUGCUAUUCUUAACUUUGGUAUCCAUAGCGUCGCUAUUCUUCCUUUUCACCAGACGGGCGACGACCUUGUAAUGGACGAUUUUGAUCAGGACCUAGACGAUGAGAAGCCUGAAAAAGUCGAUAGUAGUGGCGCAGAAUCGAAUCCUGAAAAUGCGGCAAUGCACAAAACUCCUUAUGGGUCUUCCUUCGUCCUUCCACUUACUGCUCUGGACCCUGCCUUGACCCAUCCAAUACAUCUCGCAUUUUUAUUUGAAUAUAGAGAACCUACUUUUGGCAUUCUGUAUUCAAGUGUUGCUACAUCAUGCUCACUAUCGCAUGAGCGGAAGGAUAUAGUUUUAUAUGCUGUGUUUACUCUUGAUAUGCAGCAGCGAGCAUCUACAACUUUGAUUACGGUCUCACGAUUACCAAGCGAUUUGUGGAAAGUGGUUCCUCUACCACCGCCUAUUGGCGGAGCCCUUUUGAUUGGCUCUAACGAGCUUAUCCAUGUUGACCAGGCUGGGAAGACCAAUGCUGUUGGCGUCAACGAGUUUGCCCGACAAGCAUCAGCCUUUUCGAUGGCAGACCAGUCGGACCUGGAGUUACGUCUGGAAGGCUGUGUGGUGGAGCAGCUUGGUACUGAGAGCGGUGAUAUGUUGCUUUCAUUGGCCGAUGGAAGGAUGGCUAUCAUACGGCUCAAGGUGGAUGGACGGUCUGUUUCUGGGAUCUCUGUGUUUUUGGUUUCUGAUGAAGCGGGGGGCUCAAUACUAAGGGCUGGGUCAUCAUGCGCUGCGAGCAUUGGGCGGGGAAAGAUAUUUUUUGGGAGUGAAGCAGCCGAUUCCACUCUCAUAGGCUGGUCUAGGCCGUCCCAAUCGAUAAAAAAAAACAAAACCGAGUCCUCUGACGAUAUUUCAGGAGAUCGUUCUGAGCUGGAUGGUGAAGAUGAUGAUAUUUAUGAGGAUGAUCUGUAUUCUACCCCCAUAAACCCCCUUUCGGCUACAAAAACUCCUCCGCAGACAAACGGACACAGAAAAGAUGAGUUUAUUUUCCGCGCACACGACAAACUCCAAAAUCUAGGACCUAUGAAGAGCAUAAGCUUGGGAAAGCCUCCUGGAGCGCCUAGUAGCCGCAAAAGCCAGAGUUCUUCCGGUUUAUCCGCCGAUUUAGAUCUCAUUGUCACUCAAGGGUGCGGCAACGCUGGUGGACUUGCUAUUCUUAAGCGAGAAUUGGAGCCAUACGUUAUAGAUUCUAUGAGGAUGAAUAACCUUAAUAGUGUAUGGUCUGUGCAAGUUGGAAAUUCCGGCACGACAAACACCUCGCUACGAAAUUACGAUAAAUAUUUGAUUUUUUCAAAAUCUACCGAGUUGGGGAAAGAGCGAUCUGUUGUUUAUACAGUUGAAAAUAAUGGGAUAGAUGAAAUAAAAGCGCCAGAUUUCAAUCCUAAUGAAGACGUUACUGUUGAUAUUGGAACCCUUGCAGGUGGAACAAGAGUCAUCCAAGUGCUCAAGUCGGAAGUCAGGAGCUAUGAUGUUGAUCUCGGGUUGGCUCAAAUAUACCCUGUUUGGGAUGAAGAUGUGAGCGGAGAGCUUUCCGUGAUUAGAACUAGUUUCGCGGAACCCUAUCUUCUUAUUAUUCGAGAUGACCAGUCUCUUCUUCUUCUACAGGCAGACAAGAAUGGUGACUUGGAUGAAGUUGGGAUUGAAGGAAUAUUAAGUUCGGGAAAAUGGCUUUCAGGCUGUUUAUACCUCGAUAAAUAUCGCACAUUUAUCCCUAAUACCAAGGGCCAGGAUAAAAGUGCAACAGAUAAUGUUAUUUUGGCUCUUCUUCGUGCAGACAAUAGUCUAUUUUUAUAUUCUCUUCCGGACCUUACAACACCCCUUUGCACUGUGGAGGGUGCCGACCUUUUGCUCCCUAUUCUAUCACGCGAGCCACCACCUCGACGAGCCACCUAUCGCGAGAAGCUAUCCGAAGUCUUGAUUGCUGAUCUUGGAGACUCGAUUAGCCGACAGCCCUAUAUGAUACUUCGUACUAACACUGAUGACAUUACGAUCUAUCAACCGUACUAUCCCUUGCUCCCCGGUGAAUCGAACCUGCGAUUUUUGAAACUUACCAACUAUUUUCUACCAAAAUAUGAUCCAGAUAUGGAUAAACUAAGCCCUGCACGUUUUAAUCCCCUUCGCGUAUUACCAGAUCUCUGCGGGUAUAAAACGGUUUUCAUGCCAGGGCCCAAUCCGUGUUUUAUUAUGAAGUCAUCCACCAGCUCUCCGCAUGUUUUAAAACUUAGAGGGAAAGCCGUUCAUUCACUGAGUAGCUUCCAUAUCCCCGCCUGUGAGAGAGGAUUUGCGUAUAUCGACAAAAGUAGUAUGGUGCGAAUGUGUAGGCUACCUGGAAAUGUUCGGUUAGAAAACUCAUGGGCUAUGCGCAAGAUAAAUAUGGGCGAGCAAAUAGACUUGUUGGAGUAUGCGGCGAAAUCAGAGACUUAUGUACUGGGAGCUUGCCAUAAAACAGACUUCAAACUUCCAGAUGAUGAUGAGGUGCAUACUGAAUGGCGAAAUGAAGGCAUCCCUCGCACAUGGUCUGUUAUUGACACAUACCAACUCGGUGCUGCUGAGCGUGGUAUGUGUAUCAAAGCCAUCACUAUGGAAGUUUCCGAAACCACCCAUGAAAUGAAAGAAAUGAUAGCAAUCGGAACUGCUAUUGUACGAGGCGAGGAUAUUCCUCCUCGCGGGUCUAUCUAUGUCUUUGAAGUAAUAGAUGUGGCUCCGGAUCCGGAACAUCCAGAAACAAACCAAAAGCUGCGGCUCUUUGCUAAGGAAGAUGUAAAAGGCGCUGUCACUGCAAUUUCUAACAUUGGCGGGCAAGGAUUCUUAAUUGCAGCCCAAGGCCAAAAAUGUAUAGUUCGCGGGCUGAAAGAGGACGGAAGCCUGCUUCCUGUAGCAUUUAUGGAUAUGCAAUGCUACGUCAAUGUUCUGAAAGAGUUGAAGGGGACAGGUCUGUGUAUAAUGGGGGAUGCUGUUAAGGGGAUUUGGUUUACUGGAUAUUCCGAAGAGCCCUAUAAGUUGACGCUUUUUGGUAAAGAUAGCAUGUAUCUUCAGGUUAUGGCCGCAGAAUUUUUACCGGAUGCACAACGGUUGUAUAUCUUAGUCGCCGAUGACGACUGCACUAUACAUGUUCUUGAAUACGACCCGGAAGACCCUGCAUCUUCAAAAGGUGAUCGACUCCUUCAUCGUAGUCGUUUCCACACAGGGAAUUUUACGUCGACAAUGACACUACUGCCCCAACAUAGAAAGCUGCCACUUAACCUUGAAGACGGCAUGGAUAUUGACUCUGGCCCAGCAGCAUACCAAGUACUUGUGACAUCCCAGUCCGGCUCGAUCGGUGUGAUUACUGCUCUGAGCGAAGACACAUACCGCCGGCUAUCAGCACUACAAUCCCAGCUUGGAACAACCAUAGAGCAUGCCUGUGGCUUGAACCCAAAAGCGUACCGAGCGGUUGAGAGUGAUGGAUUUGGCGGGCGGGGAGUUGUUGAUGGAAACCUUUUAUUAAAGUGGCUUAAUAUGGGGGUGCAGCGAAAAGCAGAGAUAGCAGGGCGCGUAGGCGCUGAUAUCGACAGUAUUCGCGAAGAUUUGGAGAUGAUUGGCGAUGGUCUGGGGUUCUUAUAA
Messenger RNA from Ophidiomyces ophidiicola, 4107 nucleotides. It is a transcript of the gene CFT1, whose product is annotated as mRNA cleavage and polyadenylation factor subunit. Gene Ontology annotation, cellular component: nucleus; mRNA cleavage and polyadenylation specificity factor complex. The record is from RefSeq and is a predicted model, not a curated record. The coding region runs from base 1 to 4107 and encodes 1368 amino acids. The transcript is spliced from 9 exons. Lineage: Eukaryota; Fungi; Ascomycota; Eurotiomycetes; Onygenales; Onygenaceae. Gene Ontology annotation, molecular function: nucleic acid binding; protein binding.